CAGAUUUGGAAGCCUUUUCCAAACAUCAGUUAUUGAAGAUUUCUGAUUUUUGGACGAAACAUCUCUGCUGUUUGAGGUGGAUCUUUGAGUUUUGGGAAACAGGAUUGAAGAGAGGCAUUUGAAUCCUCUAAAGUUUCCGAUCUUGGAUACUUUUAGUUGGUUACUGGGUUAUACCUGUCGGUAUCUGAAUCAACUCGGUCAUACAGAUAGGGAUUUAAUCUAUUAUUGAGUUUUAAUUCAAAUUAUUGUUACUGUUCUUUUGUGUGUGGUGUUUCUCAUAAUUUUUGUAGUUUACAAUGGAUCAAACAAUGGUUCCGUCUGUGGAUGAGUCUUAUUCAGUGGAUACUAGAACUGAAGAAAAGGAUAUGAAUAGUCCUCCUCCGAGGAAGGAACUACGCACCAAAGCUUCCUUGAUGAUAAUGAUGGUAGAACACGAUGAUGUUGACGAUGAAGAUGAAAGUCCAAAAGAAUUGGAUCAGGCUACGAUGUCCAGCAUGUGCAUGUUGCCUGCAGAGAUCGCAUUGAGAGAACAGGCACGACAACUGUCUGAGAUGAGCAUGAAGGAUGCUCUUGCUGAAGCCUUUAUUGAAUCUGAGACCAGGAGAAUGUCUCUUAUCGCCAUACAUUCAGCAUUCUCAGCCGCUGCAAUGUUGCAGCCAGAAGGGAGUCGCCCAGCUAAACGCAAGCCCAACUUCUUCAGGAGAUUUGUUUCUUGUUGUUUUUCAUGUUUUGGAAGAAGGAGCCGUUAAUUUAUUUUGUAUUGUUAACUGGUAUUUUAGUAAUAAAAUAUUCUAACCAAA
Saccostrea echinata is the source of this 800-nucleotide messenger RNA. RefSeq lists its product as uncharacterized. The record is from RefSeq and is a predicted model, not a curated record. The transcript is spliced from 8 exons. Lineage: Eukaryota; Metazoa; Mollusca; Bivalvia; Ostreida; Ostreidae. The coding region runs from base 297 to 749 and encodes 150 amino acids.